Molecule: messenger RNA, 2406 nt
Organism: Carassius carassius (crucian carp)
Lineage: Eukaryota; Metazoa; Chordata; Actinopteri; Cypriniformes; Cyprinidae
Product: guanine nucleotide-binding protein G(i) subunit alpha-1-like
Exons: 9
Coding region: 289-1353 (354 amino acids)
Biological process (GO): adenylate cyclase-modulating G protein-coupled receptor signaling pathway
Cellular component (GO): heterotrimeric G-protein complex
Molecular function (GO): GTP binding; G protein-coupled serotonin receptor binding; G-protein beta/gamma-subunit complex binding
Source: RefSeq, a predicted model, not a curated record
GUCGCGAACAGGAAGCUGCGCGUGCCCGUGAACUGGGGAGCGGAUCGCGACGCGUUUAACGUUACGGACCUUUUUUCAUCCCUUUGAAGGGAUUCACGGUGAAAUAACGGGGGCGAACGGAGCAGUCUUGCUCAAACGAGGCAAGAUCCAGACCUUAUUCUCUGUCUUUUGAUUUUCAAGACCCUCUUUUGCGCUCGGUUUUUGGUUUUCGUGUCUAAAGAAGGGCGUGUGGUUUCCCGGAGAGAGAGCUGGUGCAUGUUGAUUUAAACGGUUCGGAUCGUCGCGAGGAUGGGCUGCACGUUAAGCACGGAGGACAAGGCGGCGAUGGAGAGGAGUAAAAUGAUCGACAGAAACCUGAGAGACGACGGAGAGAAAGCGGCCAGAGAGGUCAAACUCCUGCUGCUCGGUGCUGGGGAGUCUGGGAAGAGCACAAUAGUCAAACAAAUGAAAAUCAUCCAUGAGGCAGGCUACUCGGAGGAAGAGUGCAAACAGUACAAAGCUGUUGUCUACAGCAACACUAUUCAGUCUAUCAUCGCCAUCAUUCGUGCCAUGGGGCGACUCAAGAUCGAUUUCGGAGAUGCAGCACGAGCGGAUGACGCGAGGCAGUUGUUUGUGUUGGCGGGCAGCGCUGAGGAGGGUUUCAUGACAGCCGAGCUGGCUGGAGUGAUAAAGCGUUUGUGGAAGGAUGGAGGAGUGCAGGCCUGUUUCAGUCGAUCCAGAGAGUACCAGCUCAAUGAUUCUGCUGCAUACUAUCUGAAUGACUUAGACAGAAUAUCGCAGGCCACCUACGUACCCACACAACAGGAUGUGCUGAGGACCAGAGUCAAAACCACAGGCAUCGUUGAGACACACUUCACUUUUAAAGACCUCCACUUCAAGAUGUUUGACGUUGGGGGUCAAAGGUCGGAGAGGAAAAAAUGGAUCCACUGUUUUGAAGGUGUAACUGCCAUCAUCUUCUGCGUGGCACUGAGUGAUUAUGACCUGGUGCUGGCCGAAGAUGAAGAGAUGAACCGAAUGCAUGAGAGCAUGAAGCUGUUUGACAGCAUCUGCAACAACAAGUGGUUCACGGACACAUCUAUCAUCCUGUUCCUCAAUAAGAAAGAUCUGUUUGAGGAGAAGAUCAAGAGGAGCCCACUCACCAUCUGCUACCCAGAAUAUGCAGGGUCAAAUACAUAUGAAGAGGCCGCUGCCUACAUUCAGUGUCAGUUUGAAGAUCUGAAUAAGCGGAAAGAUACCAAGGAGAUCUACACUCACUUCACCUGCGCCACCGACACCAAGAACGUGCAGUUUGUCUUUGACGCAGUGACCGAUGUCAUCAUCAAGAACAACCUGAAGGACUGCGGACUGUUCUAGAAGCUGGCCUGGAUCUGGUGAAAUUGAAGCCAGUUUUGAUGUGCAUUUUGUUGGAGAAAGAUUACAAGACCAAGUAUGGAGAAAAUUAGUCUUGGACCAGUGCUGUACAUUAUGCCACUUUUGACAGCUUUAUUUAUGGUUUUGUCUCUGGAAAUGUUAAAACGUAGCAUUUAAAAAUGAAUGUUCGUAUAGUCCUUUGCUGUCGCAGCCAUGUUGUUUAUUUUUCACCCUGACACAAGUUUCUUUCUUUUAAAUGAGGGAUUUCUUAUUAUUUUGCUUUCUUGCAUCAGAGGAGUUCCCCUUUUACUUGUAAAAUGUUACUUUUUUUUUUUUUUUUGCCUUUACGUUUGUUGCUAUGGGGAGAGAGGAAGAUUGUGCUUCUCAAUCCGGUUUGUUGGUCCUCAUGCCUUCGCAUGCGUUUCUGCAGUCUUUGUCCAUUUGCUUGGGUUUGCCUCCUGAAUAUCUCUCCAACGUGAAAAAAUAUCAUACUGGAUGUUACUAAUCUGAGAGCACAAAUCCUCAUAUGCAUCGAAAGUGAGCGUGUGUGAGAGAGAGAGAGCGUGCGUGUAUCUGUUUGCGUGUGUAUGUGUAUAUAAUACGCCAAUGAAGUGGGAGCUAAUGGUUAAUACAGUGAGCGGUGGUCCAAACCUUCUGAGUCUCUAUGGGAACAAGAGUAGACCAAACGGCCCCUUCAGAUGGAGAUGAGUCCUGUUCAGCUGUCAGGCGCUGAGACGCUCCGCACGCAGGACUUGGAAUCGUUCUCUCAAGCACCUGUCAUCAGACACUGGCCGCCAUUUUAACGGCUUACUGCUUGGAGAAUUACACGUCACCAAGGAACACCAUUGUGAGGCGAAGGGACUGACAAGGGGUUCGGGAUUUCACGGAGAAAAAUAAAACAAUAUGAUAAUGUCUGCUAACAGACAUUUGAGGCAAGCGAUACUGUUGAGUGAUUUUGAAGAAAACUGCCACCUCUGUCUGUGUGUUCUCCAUAUUGGGGGAACAUUUGUACACUCAUUUCCCUUAUUUUGCUAAUAAAAGGCAUUUACUUCCUGA